AUGUUGGACUCCACGGCGCUCCAGACCCAGCUGGGUGGUGGGGACAGCAGUGACGGGGGGCUCGAGGCUGCCCAGGCUCCUGACCUCCCUGUGCCCCUGGAGGCUGCCGACCAGGAGGGGAGCCCCAGACUUGGGGAUGGCAGCUCCGAUGCCUCCUUUAUCACCGCGGUGGAGGCCUCUGGAGCAGAGCACUCAAGCACUGACAGUCCCCCCAGGGCCAAGUCAUUGCCCCAGACUGUGCAGAGACUCCUGCCUGAAGUCCAUUCCCCAGACAGGGUGCCAGGGGCUCAGGGCGCCUCCCCAAGGGCAUAUCCAGCCCUGAUGGGAGCCCAGCAAGCAGAACUCAACGCCUGCUUCCAGGCCCUGACUCUGGCCUCUACAGACAGCAACUCUUCCUCCACUACCUCUUCUACCCUCAACCCAACCCAGAACCCCCCACGGGACCCACUGUGGGGAGCCCCAGACCUCCACUUCCUGACUGAUGACCAGACCUCUCUGGAUAGCGAUGUGGCUGCCCUCUGGUUGACAGAGGAUGAGGAGCGGUCCACAGUUAGCAGGAACCCUGUCCCCACUUGCUGGUGCACGCCAGCCCCUGCAGUGUCCGACCUGAAGCUGCUGCGGAGACCCCGAGCCCGUGGAGGGCCCGUCACACCCUCCACCCAUCCGCACUCCCUCCAUGGACCCGAAGACGGCAAGGCUAGACCUGGCCCAGACUUUGCAGGGCACAGCCUGGAGCUGGCCAAGGCCCUGCGGACAGGCCGGAUUCCAGAUGCCCAGGCCGACGAGGACUUGCUGGCCCAGCAGUUUGCAAGGCCUGACCCCACCAGGAGGUGGCGAGAGGGGGUGGUCAAGUCCAGCUUCACCUACCUGCUGCUGGACCCCAGGGAAACUCAGGACCUGCCAGGCCGAGCCUUCGUGCUGACCCCGAUUGAGCGACUCCACACAUUCGUCCGCGCCAUCUUCUAUGUGGGCAAGGGGACACGGGCCCGCCCGGAUGCCCACCUCUGGGAGGCCCUUGGCCAUCGGAGGCGGCCAGGAAAACAGGCUUGCCCCAAGGUACAUCGGAUCCUGGACAUCUGGGCCAGUGGCCGUGGUGUUGUCUCCCUGCAUUGCUUCCAGCACGUGGUCGCCGUGGAGGCCUAUACUCGGGAGGCGUGUCUCGUGGAUGCUCUAGGGAUCCGGAUGCUGACCAACCAGAAACAGGGUCACUGCUAUGGAGUGGUGGCCGAGUGGCCCCCCACCCGGCGGCGCCGCCUGGGGGUGCACCUCCUGCACCGAGCCCUCCUGGUCUUCCUGGCUGAGGGAGAGCGGGAACUGCGGCCCCAGGACAUCCAGGCCCGAGGCUGAGCACUGCGAGAGGGGCAGGGUGUUUGACCGGCCUGGCCGUCACGUGCAGCUAGC
Messenger RNA from Echinops telfairi (small Madagascar hedgehog), 1401 nucleotides. It is a transcript of the gene ANKLE1, whose product is annotated as ankyrin repeat and LEM domain containing 1. Lineage: Eukaryota; Metazoa; Chordata; Mammalia; Afrosoricida; Tenrecidae. The transcript is spliced from 5 exons. The coding region runs from base 1 to 1347 and encodes 448 amino acids. Gene Ontology annotation, molecular function: endonuclease activity. The record is from RefSeq and is a predicted model, not a curated record.